CUCGCUCGCUUCCCCUUCCGACAGCAAGUGCGAGCUACUGAGCUCUGCUCCGCCCCCACACCCUCCCGUCGCGCGCGCGGCGGCCGCCGCCCUCCCUGAUCCGAGAGCCAGAGAAGCCGUAACUUUCUGUCUUUGAAGCCCAUUGGAGGCCCAAGAUCUUGUCGAUGUUCGUCUGGAGAUAGCAUGUCAUGUCUGAACAACAGGAUCAUGUUAGUAAAAGCUCGAGCUCUAGCAUCAGCACCAGCACUCAGGAAAGCGAGGAGGAGGUGUCCGUAACUAUCGGUAGCCUCCUCGCUCAAGCAAGGAACGACAAAGGACAUAGUCUUGGGAGGCGCCUCUUGCAUUUGGGUUCAGUCCCGCACCAUCCUCGAGUUAAUGGAGAGAUUCCUAAUGUUGAUAAUGCAACCUUGGAUCAUGAAAGAUUGUUGGAAAGGUUGGGGACAUAUGGUUUGGCCGAGUUUCAAAUAGAGGGAGAUGGGAAUUGUCAGUUUCGAGCUCUGGCAGACCAGAUUUUUCGCAAUCCUGAAUAUCACAAACAAGUGAGGAAGGCAGUCAUGAAGCAGCUGAAGGAAUUCAGAAAACGCUAUGAAGGCUAUGUACCAAUGGAAUAUAAGGUGUACUUGAAGAAAAUGAAAAGAUCCGGGGAAUGGGGGGAUCAUCUGACCUUACAAGCGGCUGCAGACCGGUUUGGUGCCAAAAUUUGCUUACUGACGUCAUUUAGAGACACCUGCUUAAUUGAGAUAGUCCCAAGGGACCUGACUCCUACAAGAGAGCUUUGGCUUAGCUUCUGGUGUGAAGUACACUACAAUUCCUUGUAUGCGACUGACGACCUCCUGACUCGCAAAACUAAGAAGAAGCAUUGGUUGUUCUAGGGCGGUGCCGACUUCCGAGGGAGAGGAGCUUCUCUUUGCUGCAGCUGUUCUUCUCCCUUGAGCUUAGCAGGGUCUGCAAUACUUUACUGGCCCUUACUAGUUACUACUACUACGGCCAUCAUUGUAAAAUCUGUACCGAAAUAUUUGUAGUUGGGGAAUACUAGUACAAGUUCCCCCAACAACAAGUAUUGUGAUACAGAGGGAGUAGUUGAGACUGUUUUAGCACGCAGGAAUUUUACGGGAACACAUCCGCAAAAAUAUUGAAACGGCCCGGACUUGUGUAGGAUUAUUAUGAGGCAAUGUACAGUAAACUUCAAUGUAGUAUUUAGCAAGGAAAAAGCACAUGGAAUGUCAAACUCUCA
Molecule: messenger RNA, 1234 nt
Organism: Triticum dicoccoides
Lineage: Eukaryota; Viridiplantae; Streptophyta; Magnoliopsida; Poales; Poaceae
Product: OVARIAN TUMOR DOMAIN-containing deubiquitinating enzyme 11-like
Exons: 10
Coding region: 189-872 (227 amino acids)
Biological process (GO): protein deubiquitination
Molecular function (GO): cysteine-type deubiquitinase activity
Source: RefSeq, a predicted model, not a curated record